This is a messenger RNA of Drosophila teissieri, 505 nucleotides long. RefSeq lists its product as uncharacterized. The transcript has a single exon. Bases 7 to 366 code for a protein of 119 amino acids. The record is from RefSeq and is a predicted model, not a curated record. NCBI's taxonomy places the organism in Eukaryota, Metazoa, Arthropoda, Insecta, Diptera, Drosophilidae.
ACCAAUAUGUGCUCUAGCCUGAGCGACUUGUUCGCCUGCAUCAGGGCCCAGGGAAAUUGCGAAGCGGAUUCCACCAGCCCCACCCAUCAGCGGCACAACGCUGACCUGGACGAUGAGGCGCCCGAUCUGCAGCUCAAACAGGAGCAAAGUCGCAGGAGGAUCGACACAUCAGUGGCCCAGAUGCGCGAUUCACAACCAGAUCCUCCUCCUCCGGCUGCAUCUCCAUCGACGGGCUACCUGCGCCCCUCUUUGCGGCCAGCACGGGUCUCCUACGAGGCCUUGGAGCGCUACGAUCGGAUUUUCGGCAGAUCCUUCCAAGAAGCGGGAUCAAGUGGUUCAGUCAGAAAUAUUGCCGACCAGUUCUAGGCAAUUGGAAAGUGGUUGGGACUGUGGGUUUGCAGAUAUGUGAUAUAUAUAUGUGAUGCUCUUUACCCGCUAAAAGUCGAACACAUUAAAUACACUUUACACAAUUCCCUGACUUGACUGUAUGGGCAAUUACCGGAAA